Messenger RNA from Macrobrachium nipponense, 1863 nucleotides. RefSeq lists its product as uncharacterized. Gene Ontology annotation, molecular function: metal ion binding. Lineage: Eukaryota; Metazoa; Arthropoda; Malacostraca; Decapoda; Palaemonidae. The transcript has 5 exons. The annotation marks the transcript as partial. The record is from RefSeq and is a predicted model, not a curated record. Gene Ontology annotation, cellular component: nucleus.
AUAAGUGGAUUGUAUAUUAUUGACCAAUUGUUUUUUCUUUUUAUUAAUUAUAUAUAUGAAGUAAUUAAAUUUUUAUGUGUACACAGGGACCCUGGUAGUUUCUCAGAUCGGUUCGUGAAUAUUGGUAACAUUUUGUAUAAAGCUACGAAGACUUCACUUCACAAACAGACGGCAAAGAAGCAGCUCUCUAAUGUUACUGCUAAAGGCUCAAAAUGCAUUUUAAAAUUACACGGCAACCAAUAUAGUGUCAGUGCCGGUGGCCGUACUUUGACGCGACUGGAGAGCAAACCUCUAUCCACAUCCAAGCCCUUAUUAUCAAGAGUUCACAUUGGGGGAUUGACAUAUUCUCGCACCAAGACUGGCCAUUAUGAACUCACCAAAGCUCAUCAAGCAAGAGCAGUUUUGAGCUCUGCCAAGCACCGAAGCAUGGUAACCUUAUCUCAGAAGAAGAGAAGGGGCACGUUGCAGAAACGUAACCAGUACUGCAUCUUCUUCAACAGGUUUGGGAGAUGUACUAAAAAGGACAAGGGAGACUGCCCGUAUCUCCAUGACCCAACCAAAAUAGCCAUUUGCACAAGGUUUCUGCGUGGUCGUUGUCCUGUUAGUAACUGCCCAUUUUCACACAAAAUUGAUCCUGACAAGAUGCCUGUGUGCUCUCAUUUUGUACGGUCAAUAUGUACUCGAGAUGACUGCCCAUACCGUCAUGUUAGGGUUAGCCCCAAUGCACCAAUUUGCUUAGACUUUCUUCAUGGACAUUGUCCUCUUGGUCAAGAGUGCAAGAAGCACCAUGUGUUGGAAUGUGAAGAAUUUAGCGCAUCAGGUAAGUGUCCCAGAGGCGAAGCUUGUCCACUCUCACAUCGUAAGGGAUCAAGAAAAAAGAAGAAAAGUGUCUCUCUAGAACCUGUAACCCCCUGCACUUCCCUGAUGAAAAUGCGUGUUUCUCAGCCAAGAAGACGCAAAUCCAGUGACUCUGUUGAUGUGUUAGGGGAGCCCAGCAUAAAACAGAAAAAGAAAAAAUUGGUUGUUGCUGAUGAUGAUGGUAUACUGAAGAGGUAUUUUCAUGUAGGCAAGGGUAUUCUUCCCAGUGUUGAAGAUGGUGUUGUUAUGAAAGAUAUAGAAAGCAGGGGACAGAAGGUAAAUGAUGAUUCAAACACAAGGAAAGAUGAAAUGGAAGUGGACCUCUUAGAGAGGUCUUUUUGCUCUGAUUUACCUGGUGAUGAUUUGAAGGAACCGUUAACUGGAAUUGCUGGAAUUAAAGAAGAGACUCCAAGUGCUUUAGAUUUAGAACAAAAGAGAGGGAAGGUGCUGCAGAAAAUAGAGCAGCUGAAAGGAAUGUAUGAAACCCCACCAGGAUCUUCCAGCAAUAAAGACAGUGAGGGAGAGAAGACUCAAGCCAACAGGAGAGGAAUCUGUAGCAACAGGACCAAAGAAAUGCAAGACAACACACAAGACUUCAAAUGCGAUGCUUUUGAGCGACGUCCUCUCCCUAAGAAGAUGCCAUCAUUCAUUUCUCUCUCUAAAAAUGUUGGUGAUGUAGAGGACCUGUGAUAUUUUGUAGUAAUGUAGUUUUUAAUUAUCAUUAUCUGUGAUGAACAGCUUCUAAGAAUGUUUGUAUGGAUAUGAGAACUAUAUAUUUGCUAAUAGUUAUUUUUAUUGACAGAAGUGGUACCAAAAAGUGUUAGGUGUUUUAUGUAGUGAUCCCCAAUGUGAUACAAAUGUGCUUCACUUAUUUUUAUAUACUACUGUAUACCUUAAAUACUCUUUAAAUAAGGUUUUCUCUCUAUUGAUGCUGCUGUGAUCUCUUGGAGAGGUUUUUGUACUUAUGUAAUGUGUCUGGAAAGUUAUUAAAGGAAUUUAUGACAA